CUUUCCUCUCCUUUGUCCACUCACGCCUCCGUUCCCCUUUCCCCCCCUCUCCUCUCCUCUCCUCUUCAGAGUGAGUAAACAGAUUCUCUUUCCUCCCUCUCCUCCUCCUUCUUCCUCCUCCUCCCCCUCCCCCCCCCCAGCCCCAAACUUUCUUUCUCCCUCCGGCUCACCAUCCCCACCCGUUCCUGACUCCCUCUAAUGCCAUACUACUGCCCCUAAUAAUACCCGCUUAAUAACAUGCCCUCCGCCAUGAAGAACUCGCUCGCUACCACCCUCUUCUCCGCCGUCGCUGCCCUCGCCCUCCUCUCCUCCUCCACCGUUAAUGCCGCCAUCAACUGCCAGUCCCCCUCGGGCUCGCACCAGGCCGGUGACUCCGUCUCCAUGUCUCUCGGCGACAACGGCUGGUGGCCCAAGGCCGGCGAUAUCUACUCCAUCACCGCAACCGUUCGCUGCUCCUCGGGAGGGUCCCAAAUCGCCUCCAUGGACAUCUCCAACGGCAACUCCUGGACCAUCCCCAAGAGCGCCUACGGGGCCUGCCCCGGCGACCAACUCUAUGUCGAGUACAAGGGAUCCGCAUACGAUAUCCUCCACCUCCUCCACCCCUGGCCCUACACCGCUACCUGUGAGACCCUUACGGUAACAGCUCCGCCUGCUCCACCAACACAACCUCCCAAGCCUACCACCACGAACCCCCCACGAACCACUCAGCCCGCAGAUCCGCCACCUACGACCCAGCCCGCGACCCAGCCGCCAACAGAUCCUACAACCACUCCUCCAAAGGUCGCCACCACGAACCCCCCUCCACAGACAACGGGCGGUCCAACAACAACAACACCCUCCCCGAUCUACACGACUACGUUCAUCAUAGUCCCAACAGUCAUCUCUGGAACUUCAACCGUGGUCUCGGCCACGACCAUCGUCCAGAUCAACACAACACCGCCCACCUCCCCAACGACCAGCGUAGACCCGUCCCAGACCAGCGCAACUUUCGACCCUAACUCGACACAACUCCCGGGUCUCCCACCCGCCUCGGGACAGAAUCAGUCCUCCAAAGAGACAAACGUCCCCGCGGCAGCCUUGGGGGCCGUCGGAGCCGCGGCAGCGUUGGCCCUGAUCGUCUUUGGACUGGUCAUGACCAGGAAGCACAAAAGGAUGCGUCAGGAGCAACUGGACCGGGAAGCGUUCGGAUCUGGAUUGGAGAAACAUGGAUACGCGUAUGGCCCGACCAUGGUCACCAGCGCCGACGAUCUCUCGCUGCCGAGCUUACAUCAUGCAGGCUCUGGCGCCGCUGGUGCUGCCGGUGCCGCUGGUGCUGUGGGUGUGGGUUUCUAUAAAUACGAAGAUGACGAAGGCUUGAGUCGCCGAACGAGCGAUCGUACCACCGGAUCUCUGGGUCACGCCGUCGCCGAUGCCGCCAACGUCGCCGCCUCCACCUCCGCAAGCACGACGUUGCUCCCGUUCCCUGUCCCGUCUGCGACGAGCGAGGCCCUGAAGCAACAAUACGAUCUCGCGAACCGUCUCUCGAUCGCCAGUCAGGACAGUAUCGAUAUCGGUCCCGCGGGCGCCAUCGCCGCGGCCGCGGCCGUCAACCAACAGCUUUCGUUGAAACAGGAACUUGACCGUGAAGGGGAUAAUGAUGUCUACGGCAUCAACAAUGGCAACGGCAACGGCAACGCUGCUGAUGAGGAAGAAUACCAGCACCUCCAGACGAGUUCUCCGUCUCAGGGCUACAUGUCCGCGCGGAACUCGCCUUUGACGGGAUCGGCGACGAUCUCUCAGACGAACCUGACCCGAUCGUCCGCCUACGAGACCGUGCCCUCCUCAUCCGUUUAUACGUCCGCGAACUCUCCGGUGCUGAGUCAGACCAGCAUGAACAGUAGUGACAUCGCUAUCCCGACCACUUCGCCCUCGGAUUGGAGGCAGACAGGGUCGGGACGACCGGAGAGUAGCCAUAUCAGGAAUCUUAUCCGCAAUGUGCUGGAUGAUGAUGAUGAUUGAAAAAAAAAAAAGAAAGAAAAGGCCUGAAAGAAAAGAAAAAAAAGAGGGAUUAGUUUCGUGCUUCCAUGAAUGUGAGGCUGUUCGCUUUUCCAGUUCCUUCCUCUCCUCCUUCCACUUGAAGCCCUCCGCGAAUAAAUAAACACCAUGCGCCCUAUAAAUGUUCUUCCUUGC
Molecule: messenger RNA, 2169 nt
Organism: Gamsiella multidivaricata
Lineage: Eukaryota; Fungi; Mortierellomycota; Mortierellomycetes; Mortierellales; Mortierellaceae
Exons: 1
Coding region: 238-1998 (586 amino acids)
Source: RefSeq, a predicted model, not a curated record